Molecule: messenger RNA, 1762 nt
Organism: Urocitellus parryii (Arctic ground squirrel)
Lineage: Eukaryota; Metazoa; Chordata; Mammalia; Rodentia; Sciuridae
Source: RefSeq, a predicted model, not a curated record
GCCCUCGCCGGCUGGGCUGAAGGGGCGGUGGCCGUCGGGGAGAUCGGCCCCGCGGACCGGGCGCCUGGCUCGGGCAGAUCCCAGCUGCAAGGCAGCCAUGAGUCUGGUGGCCUUUGAAUGCCUGCCUGGCCCAGGUCUGGAGCCUGAGCCCUGUUCAAGAGCACGAUCCCAGGCCUGUGUAUACCUAGAGCAGAUUCGAAACAGGGUGGCUGUGGGAGCACCUGACAUGACCAAGCGUGACUACCUGGUGGAUGCGGCCACGCAGAUCCGGCUGGCCCUGGAGCGUGAUGUUAGUGAGGACUACGAGGCAGCCUUCAACCACUACCAGAACGGUGUGGACGUGCUGCUCCGCGGUGUGCAUGUGGAUCCCAACAAGGAGCGACGUGAGGCAGUAAAACUAAAAGUCACCAAGUACCUGCGGCGGGCUGAGGAGAUCUUCAACUGCCACCUGCAGCGGACACUGGGCAGUGGAGCCAGUCCCAACACGGGAUUCAGCAGCUUGAGGCUCCGGCCCAUCCGCACACUGAGCACUGCCCUGGAGCAGCUGAGGGGCUGCAGGGUGGUUGGGGUCAUCGACAAGGUGCAGCUGGUCCAGGACCCAGCAACUGGAGGGACCUUCGUGGUGAAGAGCCUGCCCAGGUGCCACGUGGUGAACCGGGAGCGGCUGACCAUAAUCCCGCAUGGAGUGCCCUACAUGACAAAGCUGCUACGGUAUUCCGUGAGUGAGGACUCCAUCUUCUUGCACUUGGAACAUGUGCAAGGAGGCACUCUCUGGUCCCACCUGCUCUCCCAGACGUGCCCCCAACAUUCUGRGCUCAGGUCUGGCUCCACCCAGGAGAAGGUGAAGGCCCAGCUCAACACCAGCCUCAGUCUCCUGACCCCAGCACAGCUCCCCCCAGGCCACACCCUCAGGCAGGCCAGCAUCCCUCCGGAACCUCCUUGGACUUCUCAGAGCCUUCCCGCUGCCAAGGAGGCCCCCUCCCUCAGACCCCAGAGAGAAGCGGAAAGUGAAUCCACAGGCAAGACCAGCACUUCCUGCUCCUUGGACCUAACAAAAGCCCCCAGUGGCUUGAACCUGCAAGCCAGGCGGGCUGGCCAGAGGUCAGACCCUCGGCCCCCUUGGGGGAUCCCUUGGGUUCGCAAGGGGGCUGGCCGGGUGCUGGGGGCCUGUGGCCUAGGCAGAGGUCAGAGCCACCCAUCAGAGGGCAGGGCCAGCCUAGGAGGCAGUGGGGCUGUCUGGAGCGUGAAGGAGGAGAAGGUGAAGCAGUGGGCAGCUGAGAUGUUGGUGGCACUGGAAGCACUACACGAGCAGGGGGUGCUGUGCCAGGACCUCAACCCCAGGAACCUGCUCCUGGACCAGGCAGGUCACAUCCGGCUCACAUAUUUUGGCCAGUGGUCAGAAGUGGAGCCCCAGUGCUGCCGGGAGGCUGCGGAGCUCCUGUACAGUGCCCCAGAGGUGGGUGGGAUUUCUGAGCUGACCGAAGCCUGUGACUGGUGGAGCUUUGGGUCGCUGCUGUAUGAACUGCUGACGGGAAAGGCACUGUCACAGAGCCACCCCUCAGGAUUCCAGGCUCAUACCCAGCUCCAUCUGCCUGAGUGGCUCAGUCCCUCAGCAGCCUCCCUGCUGACUGAGCUGCUACAGUUCGAUCCCACACGGCGCCUGGGUGCUGCAGGAGGUGGAAUCAGCAAACUCAAGUCCCACCCUUUUUUCAGUACUAUCCAGUGGAGUAGACUGGUGGGGUAAUGGGGUGAAGUGGGUGGU